Molecule: messenger RNA, 3747 nt
Organism: Corticium candelabrum
Lineage: Eukaryota; Metazoa; Porifera; Homoscleromorpha; Homosclerophorida; Plakinidae
Product: sentrin-specific protease 7-like
Exons: 27
Coding region: 1-3483 (1160 amino acids)
Biological process (GO): protein desumoylation; proteolysis
Cellular component (GO): cytoplasm; nucleus
Molecular function (GO): SUMO-specific endopeptidase activity
Source: RefSeq, a predicted model, not a curated record
AUGAGUCGUAUCUCGGCUUCCAGAGACGAAACAACGAGUGGAGGAAGCUACCAACGACGAGAUUCGUCUUCUAGCUACCGAAAUCCUUUUGCCAAACAGAAAUCUUUUUCGAAAAUAGGCUCAGAAUUGAAGGGCCAGGAUCUGCGACUAGAGAGAGAAGGCAGACUGAUCAAAGUGAAUAGUGUGCCUGUGGUUGUGUUGGAUAGCAGUGACGCGGAAGAUGCCAGCAGUAGCUCACAGUACAGCAGGGAGGAUACAAGAGAUGGGAGGCUAUCUUUGGAUGCACUUUUGGAUGUAAAAUCCACUCGUAUCUAUCCAUCAUUUCUGGAAGAGACGCCUGUUCCAACUCCCUAUACAAGCAGGAGAUCAGCAGAGAAAGCUCGAAAACGAACUGGUUCUCUGCGUUCUAGUCUUCAAGGUUCAAUCACAUCUCAUAGUUCACGUAACAAUGCAAGGUUGUUAGUUGAUGACAAAGAGGCGUCUGCAUCAAGUCAUUUGGGUAUGGAUACAAAGAAACGGAAGAUAGAAUCAAAUAUGGAAGAGAAGUAUGCAAAUGUGACUGGACGCAAGGUGAGCCAGCCAGUGAGACGAGAUCAAACGAGGCAACAAGAUGCUUUACGUCAAAAUACCAGGUUGCCGUCAGCAUGUUCCUCAUCACCUAACACUCGGUCUCGUCCCACCAUGAAUACGGAAACCAAUAAUGAUGAAAUGUUUGACCUGUUGCAGAGCUCAAAACCAUCUGAAAGAGCACAGAGAUACCAAGACAAAUUUUCCUCCAUGUUUUCCCCUCGUCAGGAAUCAGUUAAAGCAAUCACAAACAGCGCCACUCCUCGUCUGCCUCUUAGACAUGACUUGGGUGCAGGUCAAUCAUCAAAUGCUGUUUCAUUUUACAGUCAAGAGUCAGUGACUACUUCAGAGAAUUCCAGGCCUCCUCGGAAGGCUGCAAACGAGCCAACAAAACAUGACAAGAAAGUGAAACGACUAAGAUUGAGACCGUCGGUUGGAACAGAGAAGAGUUGUAGACGAGAAACAAAAGAAUGGAAGAAACCAGAGUGUAUUGUACUAGACUCAGGAGACGAUGAUGAGAAGUUGGAUAGCAGAGUUAAGGCAACCGGAGGGUCGGAGGAGACUAUGGAAGAGAAUCAAUUGCAUAGUCGCAGCAGCAUCAAAGGCUCAACAAAGACAUCAGAAGAAAUGCCUGACGACAAGCAACUUAAAACAAUUAAGCCACUAGUGGAUGAAGAUCUUCAUAAAGUCGACUUGCCACUUAAAGCUUUGAUGAUCGGCACAUUGUGGCUCAAACCAACAACACCAGCUGUGUUUAGACAAGACAUCAUCAGUGUCCAAUACACUAAUCCACUUGCUCUUGACAGGCAACGUGAAAGAUGUCUUACUAUUGCCAUAAAAGACAUAUCUGUAGUUAAGUCUAAUCUAUUUAAUGAGUCGUGUCCCACUCCUGUGGUGGCUCUCCAGACACGUCAGAGUACGACGUUGAAGUUGAGAUCAAGCUUUACGAUGAAAGACGGAAGCAGCUGUCAAUAUCAUCCUAAUAGCAAAGUACUGGCUGAGCAAUUUAUAGUGCUGGUGCUCAAAGAAUGUCUCGAGGAUCGCGUUCAGUCUUUUAUUAAAUGCACAGUGGAAAAGGCGACACGGCAAAAUGUGGAGUGGCAGGAGCUGAGCAAAGAUGAAUGUCACAUUUUUCUUUCAAACGUUCAUGUUGGUGAGAAAACAGAGACACUACAGCAAGAUGAACAUGUGCAUCUUGCUGGAAAUACAAUGAAGCAACACAGGACUCGAUCAACUGUAAAUACAGACACACCUCAGAGCUCACGACGACGUAUCUACAAGGAUGAAGAAAGUGAUAGUAACGACGACAAAGAACUUCCAUUGUUGAGUGAAGAUCUUGACGAGCCUGAAAGAAUAGUACUUCGUUACAAGUCAGGCUGUACGUAUGGUGCAAUAGGAAUCACAAUCAUGACAUCUGACAUUUCACUUCUCAAACCUACAUCUUGGCUGAACGACAAAAUUGUCAACUUUUAUCUAAUGUAUCUGUAUGACUCUGUUUUGAGCGAACAUCAAAAAGAGCAAACAUACAUAUACAGCACAUUUCUUUAUGAGAAGCUCAAGGAGAUGAAUAAGAAGCAAAAACGACACUCUGAAUCUGUUUCUGUUGAAGAAGACAAGAAGCAGUUGCGUAGAUGGACAAAGGACGUUGAUCUGCUAAGCAAAGACUUUCUAGUCAUUCCAAUAAAUCAGAGCAAUGUUCAUUGGUACGUGGUCAUUGUGUGCUAUGCACAUUUGGCAUUUUCCAACACUAAUCAAUCAAAUUUGGAGCAUUUGUUGGCAAAGAGAUCAUCGAGUGUGUCAUGUGAACGAAGUCCAAGAGGUCGUGUAACACUUAACAGUCAAGAUAAUGAAAUGACAAGUCAAUUGGGUCAAGGAGUAACAUUUGAAACUGAUGUAGCAAGUAACGUCCAUAUUGAUAGCACCAAGCACUCGAACUCAUUACCUGAUAGUUGUGAUUUAUUGGAGACUAAUUCAACAGACUUGGAAUGGUCAGACAAAGAACUAAGCACCACUACUUGUAAAAAUACCUACACUGAAAGUAAUACAACGACUUCUGUUUGUGACUCAACUGACAUGAACGACAGAACUGCGAAUGCAGACCAGAAUGGUGAGCCAUCAGACUACUUCCGAUCUUUGGCAGGCCAAUCUGAUUUGUCAUGUAGUGAUGACGUGAAUUUGUUUGAUGUGCCUCCAUUCGAAAGUAGUGACAUAGGUUGUGGUCAGGCCAAGGAUACGAAUGCUAAGAUGCUGAGUGAAAAGGCUCGUUCAGUGGCUCAAAGAUGGGCACAGGUGACCGAGGCGGAUGGACACCAGAGUGGAAUGGAGAGCGGUAGUGACGAGUGUACAAGUGAAAAGAAACACAUGAUCAGCGUUUCAUCAUCUUCACAAAUAGAGAAUGAGGAAUCAACUAAUGACAGCAUUGAUUCUGCUUUCUCUCGUCCUCUAUCAUCAAGGAAGAAACAGGUCAAACAAUCCAGGAGAAGACCAAAUAAAGAAAUCGUUGCGGAAUCGGUGGAACAAAAGCCGUGCAUCUUGUUUUUUGACUCGUUAAGAUCUUCAGGGAAAAAGACAUUAUCAGCCAAGUUGAUACGAGACUACUUGACCAGUGAAUACCAGUCACAGCAGCCAGAUUGCAACUUUGAGUUUGAUUCUAAAAAUCUUCCAGCAGAAUACCCAAAGGUUCCGAGUCAACCAAACACCUGUGACUGUGGUGUUUUUGUGUGUCAGUUUGUAGAGAGUUUCUUUCAAAAUCCCAUACUAGACUACCGGUCUCCUAUUUUACUCAUUGAUUGGUUUUCAUCGGAAUUCGUUGUUUCACACAAGAGACAAGAGUUACGGAAUCUGAUAGAGGACUUAGGUAAACGUAAAGACAACGAAACGCAGUCUGAAGAGUCUAAACACAACGGAUGUAGAUAAUGUGAAUAUUUUUGAUGCAUUGGAAAACAGUUUUGCGACUGCAUGCAUGAAAUGAAGAUGAGUUUAGUUGUAGUCUUUGUACACAGCUUAUAUUGUCUCACACAGUUAUACUCACUGCAUUUAUUCAAUGACCAGAUUUCUAAGUUUGACAUUUCAAAAUCACAAUCCUGGAUGCUUAGUACAAUAGUUGUAUGCAAACAAGUUAUAAUUAGUGAGGUUAAAUAGUGUAAACAGUUUGAAAUAUACAAUGUAUGUGUAAUUUAC